GGGGCGGUCCCGGCGGGCGGGCGGUGAGGCAGAGCGCGCAGGGUGGUGGUGGCAGUCUGCACGAUGGCGUACCCCGGGCAUCCUGGCUCCGGAGGCGGGUUCUACCCAGGUGGGUAUGGAGGGGCUCCUGGAGGGCCUGCGUUUCCCGGACAAACUCAGGAUCCGCUGUAUGGUUACUUUGCUGCAGUAGCUGGACAGGAUGGGCAAAUCGAUGCUGAUGAAUUGCAGAAAUGCCUGACAGAGUCAGGCAUUGCUGGAGGAUACAAACCUUUUAACCUGGAGACUUGUCGGCUUAUGGUUUCAAUGCUGGAUAGAGAUCUGUCAGGCACAAUGGGUUUCAGUGAAUUUAAAGAACUCUGGUCUGUACUGAAUGGCUGGAGACAACACUUCAUCAGUUUUGACAGCGAUAGGAGUGGAACGGUGGAUCCUCAAGAAUUGCAGAAGGCCCUGACAACAAUGGGAUUCCGGUUGAGUCCCCAGGCCGUGAAUUCAAUUGCAAAACGAUACAGCACCAAUGGAAAGAUCACCUUUGAUGACUACAUAGCCUGUUGCGUCAAACUGCGAGCUCUAACAGACAGCUUUCGAAGACGGGAUACCGGUCAGCAAGGUGUUGUGAAUUUCCCCUAUGAUGAUUUCAUUCAGUGUGUCAUGAGUGUUUAAAUCAAGAGGAAGCUGUAUGGACAUCAUCGGCCUUCCAGCUGGAGUUCCCUUUCACUCUUGCUCCUUGCCCUCAGUAACGUGUAAACUUACAUCAUUCCUUUUCCUUAACAGCUAUUGUAAAGGUUUAUUACUCUGUGUACAUCUGAAGUUUUGUUUUAGUCUAAAUAAUAAAUUCUUUGGAAUUUUAUAAAUAGAAGAUCAGGUCUGUUCCACCAUUUAGAACUUCCUUGAGCCAUUGUCAUGUGCCUUAUUUUCUUGCUAACCCUCAUAUGUAAAUUUAAGUGGGCGGGAUGUUUAAGGCACAUUAUGUAUUUAUCACUGUAGGAUAUUAACACCUCUUCAUCAGACUACAGCUCUUGUCAUCCCUCUUCUAGAAGGGCUUUUGCAUGGUAUGGAGUAUCCUUAGGGCAUAAAAUUGUGUAGACCUACUUGGAUGCAAAACAACCACGACAGGGUUCACCUUAGAGGUGACUUGGUAUGGGCUUUCAGGCUCACAGGUGGUUUGAUGGCUGGCUGUAUGAACAGACAGGGACCAUGAGUGAUUAUUUUCUGCUUCUUGAAAACCUAUUGAAUAAUUUGCGUGGCAAAUACCAUCUGUCACCAAGAUUCUCUUUGUCUUCAUCCAUGUUCACUAUACUUAAAAACCUUGUACAGUAUGAGCUUAACUAUGUAAAAAAGAAAAUCGAUAGAAAAAGAUGAAGGGAAUAUAUGAAAAUAUUAACUGGUUAUUUUUGACUAAUAGGAUUUCUGGGUGAUUUUAAUUUCCUUUAUACGUUUCAGGAUUUUCCAAAUUUUCUAUAAUGUGUGUGCUUUCCUUUUAAAAUCAGAAGAUGCUCAUUUUUUAAAUAUUGACACUUCCAUUUUGAUACGCCAUGUAUUUACACUUACAGUAAAAAAUAUAUACACAGCAAAAGGACUGGAAAGGGUGUACCAAAUGUUGAUGUGUCUGCCCCUGGCAGUCAGGAUAUGAGUUCAUUUUCUUCCUGUUACUUUUCCAAAUGUUCUCUAAUAAGCAAGUAUUAACAUUUAUACUGGAAGCCUUUUUAUUUUUUAAAAACCAUGUGUUUUUAAGUAAGAUCUGGAUUCUAAUGCUGGCUGUGCCUCUUACUAAAUAUAUGGUGAUAAACUCAGAGCCUCAAUUUCCCCGUCUUCGAAAAGGAGGUAUUGUUAUCUCUGGGGGUAGAUCUGAAUAUGAAAAAAUUGUUGGUAUAAUAAGCACCAAUGUUUCUGUUUCUUAAAUUUAAAGCUGGCCUAGUUUGCUCUUUUGUGCAAGAGAGCUUAACAGAUAAAAUAAUGAAAUUAGUCUAUUGUUUCCCUGCCAGAAUACCUAAUUGUAGGGCACAAUAUACGAGUUACUAUUCUGAUGAUCAAUCAGCUGUCAACCAAUGCAAAUAAAAUAUGUCUAAGCAUCUUUAGCCUCAUUUCACUAGUUAUUUUUUCAAAUAUUGAUAAAAAGUAUAUAUUCAUUUUAUAAAUACUUAUUCAACCCUAACUUAGGUAUUUAUGUCACGUAGUCACACCUGGGCUACAUAUCAGAACGUGAAGCAGCCUGCUUUAUGGUACAUGGUGAGUCUAGGUUACAUUCCAGAUGUGUUGUCUGUGAGGCCACAAAGCUUGGCUGAGCCUGAACUGUCCCAAAAAGGGCCAUUAGAGGGCUCAGAGAACCAGGAGGCAGGGAACUCUCCCUCAGUCACAGCGCCUGCUGUUUGCUUCAAACUCACCAGGACCCUCCCUCUUAGGAAGCCCUAGAUUACGGAAAGGAUCAUUUCCUGGAUAACUAUAACGUGGUGAGGAAGAAGGCCUUUGCUGACCCGAGGUUAUGGGCCAUGUUUGAACCAUCCUACUGCUUUGAUGUGUCCCAUGCUGCAUCAACCAUGGUUCUGAGUUUGUUUUGGGUUAAGUGCUAAAGCGUUACAAAACCAUGUCUCUGAGAAUAAUUAAUCCAAUUUUAAUUAUUGAAACCUUGUAGCAAGUUUUCUUAUGUCCUCCACUUUCUACUUUCACUGUUUCUUUCCAAAAGCAUGGAGCCUUGACCUCAAUAUGCCUCUGCAGUUAAAAAGUUUCCUUCCUCUUGACAGAUUUGACAAAUCCACCCCCUUUCUUUGAUUACAGCCAGUCUUCAUUACAAGUGAAUCUCGUAUUGCCUUAUUUCUAUUUUAUGUUGGGUUCUGGGUUGCAUUCAUUAUAUGCUUGCAGCACAGCUUUCUUUCCAACCGUUUCUUGGUCUAUUUUCCUGAAAGCAUCUAGUUAAAGCAUGGUACAGCUGAGCUCAGACUUGCAUACUUCAUUUGGAGAAUGAAGUUCCUGAAAUCACCUCAAGGUUUAAUUUUGGAGAUACGUGCUUCAGCCUUAUGCUUCAAGAGAUUCACGAGUUAAUAACCCUUUGCAAGUGCUUCUAUUGGGUGUGACUGCAGGAGGCCUGGCGCUUGCCUGAGGGCGCUGGUUUAGAUUUGCAGCACAGCAAUUUUACCUACCUAAUCCCAGCUCUCCUGUGGAGCCCAAGCUGAAUGUAGGCUCCAAGUCAGCCUGUUCCAGGUGGCGCUGUCAAGUCCACGUGACGGCAUGUGAGCUAAAACUGCCGUUCUCUCUGAACUAGACUUUGCUUUCACUUAGCUGAGUGUUACUAUAUCCGUGUUCAUCUUAACUAUUCUAUAUGCCUAAAAUAUUAUAAAUACAAGAAAUGGGAGCUAUAUGUAAUCGUAAGGUUGGUUUUUUUUACUGUCACAAUAAAUAUGCAAACCCUUA
Hipposideros armiger (great roundleaf bat) is the source of this 3405-nucleotide messenger RNA. RefSeq names its product sorcin (gene SRI). Bases 64 to 660 code for a protein of 198 amino acids. The transcript has 8 exons. The record is from RefSeq and is a predicted model, not a curated record. Gene Ontology annotation, molecular function: calcium ion binding. NCBI's taxonomy places the organism in Eukaryota, Metazoa, Chordata, Mammalia, Chiroptera, Hipposideridae.